This is a messenger RNA of Brienomyrus brachyistius, 5409 nucleotides long. RefSeq names its product mitogen-activated protein kinase kinase 7 (gene map2k7). Gene Ontology annotation, biological process: protein phosphorylation. The record is from RefSeq and is a predicted model, not a curated record. Gene Ontology annotation, molecular function: ATP binding; protein kinase activity. Lineage: Eukaryota; Metazoa; Chordata; Actinopteri; Osteoglossiformes; Mormyridae.
GCUAGCGACGCUAGACGCAGUAGGUGCAGUACUCCAUGGUCCGUAGUUUUUCAAGAUGUCGUCGCUGGAACAGAGACUCUCCCGGAUCGAGGAGAAACUAAAACAGGAGAAUAAGGAGGCUCGCCGACGUAUCGACCUUAACAUCGACAUGAGUCCUCAGCGUUCGCGUCCAAGGCCAAUCAUCGUGAUCCAGCUCAGUCCCGCUCCAGCCCCUUCUCAGCGUGCAGCUCUACAGCUCCCCCUUGCAAACGACGGAGGGAGCCGCUCGUCAUCAUCGGAGAACUCACCCCAGCACCAUGCGUACCCCAGCCGGCCUCGUCACAUGCUGACCCUGCCGACCCCGCCUUACAGCCUACAAAAGAGCCUGGAGAAUGCUGAGAUCGACCAGAAGCUCCAAGAGAUCAUGAAGCAGACAGGGUACCUGAAGAUAGAUGGGCAGCGGUACCCGGCGGAGGUGAGCGACCUGAUCAACGAGGGUGAGAUCGGCAGUGGCACCUGUGGUCAGGUCUUCAAAGUGCGCUUUAAGAAGACGGGUCAUGUGAUCGCUGUGAAGCAAAUGCGAAGGACGGGCAACAAGGACGAGAACAAGAGGAUCCUGAUGGAUCUGGACGUCGUCCUGAAGAGUCAUGACUGUCCAUACAUCAUCCAGUGCUACGGCGCCAUAGUGACCAAUACUGACGUGUUCAUCGCCAUGGAGCUGAUGGGCACGUGUGCCGAGAAGCUGAAGAAAAGGAUCCAGGGUCCAAUUCCUGAGCGCAUUCUGGGCAAGAUGACUGUUGCAAUUGUGAAGGCGCUGCUGUACCUCAAGGAGAAGCAUGGCGUGAUCCACAGAGACGUCAAGCCAUCCAACAUCCUGCUAGACGCUAAGGGUCAGAUCAAGCUGUGCGAUUUCGGCAUCAGUGGUCGCCUGGUGGACUCCAAGGCCAAGACCCGCAGCGCUGGCUGCGCUGCCUACAUGGCUCCUGAGAGAAUAGACCCUCCUGACCCCAGUAAGCCCGACUAUGACAUCAGGGCGGAUGUCUGGAGCCUGGGGAUCUCUUUGGUGGAGCUGGCCACGGGGCAGUUCCCCUACAAGAACUGUAAGACGGACUUCGAGGUGCUGACCAAAGUGCUGCAGGAGGACCCUCCGCUGCUCCCGCUCAGCAUGGGCUUUUCCCUCGACUUCCAGUCCUUCGUCAAAGACUGCCUCACGAAGGAUCACAGAAAAAGGCCAAAAUAUCACAAGCUGCUUGAGCACAGCUUCAUCCGACGCUACGAGGUCCAGGAAGUGGACGUGGCAGGCUGGUUCCAGGGGGUGAUGGAGCGCACCGAGUCGCCACGCAGCAGCCAGUGUUACAGCCCGCAUCAGCUGCAGUCCCUCUUCAGCAGGUAGCUGGAGAAGCCAGGCGGGGGAGCAGGCGAGCAAACAAGCUGGAGGACUGGAGGACCGAGGCCCAGAGGGGGAGGGGUGGGGAAGGAGGGGUGAGGGGGCGUUCCUGGUGUCUCCCGAAUGACAGACAGACAAGCAGAUGCUGGUCUCCAGUCAGUGCUGGAACAGAUGGGCAGACAGGUGAAACUCUAGAAUGCUAGCGGCUUCCUGAUUGGCUGGUGAAGCUCUCGAAUGCUAGGGGCUUCCUGAUUGGCUGACACAGCUCUCGCUCAGUGGUGCUCACCUGCCAGUGUAGCCUAACCCUAACACACACACAGACACAGUCAGUAAUGCCCGGUUUGACCUGGUUUUAUUAUAGCCCCAUCUCAUUCUGUAAAAAGUCGGACGCACUGUAAGGGGCUGGAGCCGCACUGCAGUGACUCCGUGCCUCAGAUGGGUGACUGCGGAGAAAAAGCCACCUGUAUACUGUCCAGAAGGCACAUUCGCUCGGUCGCUCCUGCAGGAUCGUGGCACACCGUAGCUAUAGGUAGAGCUCAGCUAUUGUAAACACAGCAUGCAUGGCUAUGGAGGGGGGGGGCUUGUAGGACACACAAUAUGCGGGCAGUCUGCUGAAGCUAGUGCAGUGUUGGACUAAGUAGCUCUGUAGGUCAGAUUUCAGUGUAUUGUUCUGGGGGGGAAGAAUUUUGUGCCCCUGGCGUGACCCAAGUCAGAUCGUGGGUAACGUUAACUCAUCACUAAAGGCUUUAACCUGACUCAGGCUAGUCUUUUAGCCUUCAUCGUGCUAUCCAAGGAACUAAAGGGACUCUGCUUGGUUUUGGAAGGUGUGGAGUCGUUUGGGGAGCUGCUCGGUGGACGGGUAGGGGGGUGGGGGGUGUACAUGAAGAGAGGGGGCAGCGUAGGACCCGCGGCCGCUCCCUCACGAGAGACAAGGACACGGGAUGUGGUGAGAAGAGCGUAGCCUCCUGCAGGGGUGUUGGAGGGCGACGCGAAGUGGUGCGAAUGCAGUGCCUAACCAUCCUGUGGCAAAGAAAUGUGGGAAAGGUGAAGAAGGAGAGCCAGCUUACGUGGGACAUUCCCCCGGUCUCCUCGUCCUGGUCACGGCGUCAACAGAGUCAAAGAGCGGCAACACUACACAUCACGUCCGCCUACGUUCGGUCAGGCCAUGACACGAGCUAAGGCAAAGCCGCCUUUGAUAUCUGUUGCGCCAAACCGCCAGUGCGGAGGUGGGAAAACCCCAGAAGGAGAAGGGCAUGGGGGAGGGGGGGGGGGGGGGUUCUUAAAGAGGAUCUAGUAAGUCGUUCAGAUGGAGACCUUCAGAUGGUAGAAGAUGGGAGUGAGGACCGUUACCGUGGGCAUAGUGAGCUUGGAGGAUGAAGCAGCAGGGGGUGUGAUGCCAAGGAGGACAAUAGGAAGUGAGAUGAUGAUAGCAAGGAAGUGCAGGAGGAGGUGGGCUGAGAUCCAGCAAGGGUCGAUGGGUUUGGGGAGGAGCUAGGUGGUGGGACGUAGGGCCAGAAUGGAGGCGUGUCCUGAGACGUCUGCGCUGGGAGACCUCAGACUCGGCCUGUUUUUAUGGUGUUUUACUGAAUUGGCUGAUAGAGUGGAGCAGAAUACACUGCUGCCAUUAUUAUUGUUGAUGUUGUCGUUCUUAUUAUUUAUCUUGUCAACGCUGCUACUAUUGAUUUAGACGCUGCUGUCUUGGUCUCGUCCCCAAAGGAUGAUUUUAAUUUAUUAUUAUUUUUUAAAGCCAAAUAAGUGACGUAAUGCAAAGUGAACACAAAGACCAAAUAUGGACGAAUACACUUGAUACUGGCAAUGAUGACUCAAAGGGUCAGAUUAAAGGGGGGGGGGAUGCAGGGGGCGUGAGGCCUAGCUGAUCUCUAUACCCAUGAUUACUGUAAGAUUAUGUUCAACUUAAUGCUUAAACACUGCAGUUUUGGUAAGCCUGCCUGCCUGUUGACUGUAACGAAAUUGAACAGGGUGGCUCCUGCAGUUUGCUUUUAUUAGCUCUGGGGGGGUGGGCCAGAGAUCUAUUGGAAAGCUUUAAAUCACAAGCCACGUUCAUAACUGGACUCUUGUCUCCUGACGUAGGUGCAGCAGUGAUUAAUGGGUAACAAGCUGUGCUCAGAGCUCACUUUUAAUUUAAGCCCACAUACAUUUUCGCCAUGCAGCGGUUGACAUCUGUGAAUUGGCUCACAUCAGCCGCACAUCUUUAACUGUCAAACAGCGCCCUCUUGUGUCAGACUGCUAAAUGGCAUUUAGCGCAAGUGCUGCUAACCAUUUUAUGCCUCGCAUAAAUUUAGCUAUGAACCGGAAACUUGCCGCUUUCUCAUUUACUGCAGUCUUCACUACAGCAUUUUGGCGGAACGGAGCGGCAAUUAUAGCAGCAACGUGACUCUCGCGCAAAGUGGCCUUCUGCAGCUGGAAGCCAGGCUCGCUGCGGUGCUCAAACUUACUGGCCAGCCGAGGCUUCUGCUCGCCGCCAUGGCGCAACCUGCACCCGGUCUCCUCUGGGUUUAUUGCCCGUGAAUGACCAGGAAGCUGGAACGGUGCGUGACAGUCAGCCAGUCUUUUUGCCUGCCCGCCUGUCUGUCUGUCCGUCUGCCUGUCUGUCUGUUACCUUCUGUCUGAAUGGGCCUCCGGAAAUAGUACUCUAGAUGCGGGAGAACAUGGUGACGUGCACACCAAAGGUGUCGACAAAAACAGAUACAAAAAAAAUCGUUAUAAUUACAGUGAUUAUGUAUAUGGAUGUAUAAUCUAUAGCUAGUGAUGAGGGAGGGGCUGUGUAAGCGAGAGCAGCUGUGUUGAGGACGCUGCGAGAUGCCGGAGUCCGUCGCGCUGACGGGGCUGAGCCUUGCCGACCCGAAACAUGCAGAACCCCGCAGACAGAUUCUGUUCAUCUUUCAAAGAGCAUUAGUCAGGCGGAGACUUUCUGCACUUUAGCCAAUAGGAUUGUGAUGCUUGUCCCCGGCUGUCGCCAGCGGCUCCGCGCGGCCGUGCUCAUGUCCGGCCUCUCGCCGCGCGCCUCCUCUCACUGCUUGCACUCUGGGCGACUCGCACACGCGUGUACACACGCUCCAGGUCGAUCCUCAUUUAAAACAAAGCUGCUUUGUCUUCUGCCGAGAAAAAAAGGUAUUUUGUGGGUAUUUUCAUUCAUUCGCAGAUGGAGUCAUACCUGACAAAUACGAGUGUUUGUGUGUGUGUGUGUGCGCGCGCGCGCGUGUGUGUCUGCUGUCCUCAAUGCCUGAUCCCCGUGUGUUGCUGCACACGUGUGUCUUUUAUGCGUGUCCGGGGGGGGGGGUGUCGUGCACAUUGAUGGAUUCGUGUGAACACGGGGCAGAGAGCACGCCCCCUCCAGCUGCACCAGUCUCCCCAUGCCCCGUUUGGAGUCCUGCAGCCCAGGGCUCGUGCUGUCCCCCCGCCCCCCACCCCCGACAAACACACACACACACACACACACCUGACACCGAGCUGAUUUUCACGACCCCAUCUGUAAGUAAACCAAAUAUCAUUUUCACUAUGCAGUUACUCAAAUUGGUCAGCUUGCUUUAUGGAAGCCUCUUGUAUAUAUUCAUGCACAGUGAAACUGGAGUUAGUCACAACAGUAUUUAAAUUUAUUAUUAUUAUUGUUUUAUUUUCCCCUCUUAUUGCCCCCCCCCCAAUAUGGUUGAUAUCUUGCCUUCAACUAGUCCACAGACUGUGGCUGGGGGGGGAGAGGCAUUGUGUUUUGGAUGAGCUGACAAAUAUUUAAGGAUUGUACUGGGGGGGGGGGGGUUGAGGGCAGUAGACUGGGUUAGUUUUGGGUAGCUAGUCCAAUGCUGUAAGUAUAUCAAUUGCAUGUUAUUGUCACUGAUGAAACUGCCAUUGAUUUUUAGAAUAUGAUUGGGGGGGGGGGGGCACACAAAACUCUAUUUAUAAUUUUUACGUAUUAUAUAUUCUUUUUUUUUUUUUGAAAAGUUGAAAUGUGGUAAACGACACACUUAUCUCUGUAUGUUGCUGAGGUUUUAAUCUAUUUGCAAUAUAAAGUUUAAUUUUUACUGUAA